This is a messenger RNA of Panonychus citri (citrus red mite), 1580 nucleotides long. Its product is annotated as protein N-terminal glutamine amidohydrolase-like. Gene Ontology annotation, molecular function: protein-N-terminal asparagine amidohydrolase activity; protein-N-terminal glutamine amidohydrolase activity. Gene Ontology annotation, cellular component: cytosol; nucleus. The annotation marks the transcript as partial. The transcript has a single exon. The record is from RefSeq and is a predicted model, not a curated record. Lineage: Eukaryota; Metazoa; Arthropoda; Arachnida; Trombidiformes; Tetranychidae.
CUAAUUGUUUCCCUUUUAAUUGUUAAUCUUAGUGAAGAAAAUGUUUGGAAACUCUGUGAAUGGGUUAGAGAUAAUGAACCGAAAUUGAUUGACUUUUGUUUCGCUGUUUUCAUUUCCAAUGGUUCAGAAAAAGUUCCGCUUUGGUUUCAACAAGCGGGCGACGAUGAUUGUCAAGGAUUCGUGAUCUGGGACUAUCACGUUAUCCUUAUUUACGACGACCAAGUGAAUGGAGGAGACGAAGGGACAAAAGAUGAAACAAAUUCCAAGUCAACUUGUUUCGUCUAUGAUUUAGAUACUCUCUUGUCUUUCCCUGUCUCUCUCGAAGAAUAUGUCACCUCGUCGAUUCAAGAAGACGAAACUCUUAGACCGGAAUUCCACCGUUGGUUCCGUGUGAUCCCCGCAGCCCAAUAUUUGACCUCCUUUGCGUCUGAUCGCAGUCGCAUGAAGAGGGAAGACGGAACUUGGAUCAAGGAACCACCUCCUUACCCCCCAAUCGCGACAAUCAAUUGUUCUGAUAAUCUCAAAACUCUCAUCUCAAUGGAUCCCGAAAAUUGUGACAUUGGAAAAGUGAUGAACUUUAAUCAAUUCAAGAAUCGCUUCCUGCACUCGAGCGAUUCUAAAGAUUCCGAGAAAAAGGGUUGAUUAGUUUCUAAUUGGGUCGACAAUUAGAACGUUGUAAAUUCAUUUCAAUCAUCCAAUUGUAUUGUUGCUCCUUCUCAUCAUCAUCUUAACCAUUUCCUAAACCACUAGACUAAUCCGAUCCAAAUGACCGAAGCCAUAAUCAUAUUGUAAACAAAUGAACCAGUCAUGACAACUAAUUAACCAUCGGAACGAGAUUGAAAUCAAUCAAUGAAUUGGACAAGUUGAUUUACCAUAAAGACAAAAGAUCAACACAAUCAGUGAGAGAUGAAGAAAGCAAAUGAAAUUUCAUCAACUAAUUGUGAACAUCAAGUUAAUCCCGUAAUUUAGUCCAAUUGUUUGAUAUGUUUGUCCGUUUCUACCCUCUAAUAUUUAGUAACCACACCCGAUUAAUUGCCCGAAGAAAUUAGUUGAUUUCCUUUUCCAUUAGAAAAGCAUUUUACUUGUAAAAUUUAUUUCUUUUUCCAAAAAUGAUUCCUUCUAAUUCAAGACCAACAUGGAUCACAAUCAUAAUCACAAUCACCACCACCUCAAUUAACUAAUGUGCAAACAAAAUGUUUACAAUCAAAUAUUUAAAUUGCGUAAAUAUAGUUGAACAAGAUGAUUAAAUUGUUGGAAAGACUUCCAAGUGAAAUGUUAUCCUCGUUUCCACUCGGCAAAGCCUCAAGACAAGAAGGAGGAAAAUCAAAGUUCCCUUUGAAAAGUAAUAUCAACAAAUUAAUUUUAAUUACCAUUAAAUUGUUCAAGUUAUAAACAGAAUAUCAUCUUUUCUAUCACCAUUAUUAUCAUCGUAACAAUACAAACCUUUAAUUGUUGUGACUGUUAUUUACUUAACCAUUUAGGGUGUAACUAACCAACAAUCAAGAAGAAAAAGAAAAAGAAAUUUUCAAUUUUCAAUUUUCUUCCAAAAAGCAUCGAUAAUAAACUUUAAUUUAUGUUGA